AAAUCAGGGACAAAGUUAUCUCUUAUUCAGACAUGUCUUCGCCAACAAAGCCGCCAAUGGAGGCCAAGAAAGAGGACUCAAAAGCAGAGGAUAAUAAAAAUCAAAUGCAGGGAAACAAAAAUAAUCCAGAACAGCAGGGAAAACCACAAGACAACCGUGGAGGAAACCAACGCGGUGGUCGUGGAGGAUAUCGCGGCGGUGGUAGGGGUGGUGGCCCAGGCGACAGGAAUCAAAGAGGUGGUAGAGGGGGUGGUGGAAAUAGAGGCCGCGGGGGAAUGAAUCGUGGUGGUAGUGGGGGAGGAGGUGGUGAUAGACGAGGAAAUCAGGGUCAGUUUGAAUUUGGCCAAGGUGGUUUUAAGCAAAAUGAACCACAAAUGAAUGUCAUGGCUCAAGAUACUGGCCCCAAAGAGCCCAAAAAGUUCACAGGCAGAUGUCGAUUGUUUGUUGGCAAUGUUACAUCAGAGACAUCUGAGGAAGAGUUCAAAGAGCUGUUUUCCAAAUAUGGUGAAACUGGAGAGAUGUUUUUGAAUGGGGCCAAAGGUUUUGGAUUUAUACGUUUGGACUACAGACAUAAUGCAGAGGCAGCAAAGGCAGCAUUAGAUGGAAGUCAGCAUAAGGGAAGAACACUAAGAGUAAGAUUCUCUAACCAGGGUUCAGCCAUCAAAGUCAAGAAUCUCUCUCCAUUUGUUUCUAAUGAGCUUCUUGAGAUGGCCAUGCAGCAGUUUGGGGAAAUAGAACGAGCAGUAGUUGUAGUUGAUGACAGAGGAAGGUCUACUGGUGAGGGAAUCGUAGAAUUUGCAAGGAAGCCAGGUGCUCAGCAGGCUUUGAAACGCAUAAAUGAUGGAGUGUUCCUAUUGACCUCGUCCCCACGACCCAUUUCUGCUGAAAACUUGGAGGCCAAAGAUGAGGAAGAUGGACUCUCUGAGAGAUUCAUGCCAAAAAAUCAACAGUACCAAGCAGAAAGAGAGAAGGAACCCAGAUUUGCACCCCCAGGAUCAUUUGAAUACAGAUUUGGUCUAAAGUACAGAGAGAUUGAUGAGAUGGAAAAACAACAGAUAGAGAGAGUAAAGCAGGAAAUGGACCAACAGAGACUGAAAUUGGAGAAUGAAAUGGAAGGAGCCAUGUUUGACUUCCAGGCCGAGCAAAUUAGAGCAGAUUUACUGAGACAGCAGGAAGAACUUCGUCGCUUAGAGGAAAUGAAAACGGAGAAAAUGAGGCGCAGACAGGAAUUUGACUACAGGUUUGAAGAAGAGCAGAGGCUGAUGAUGGAUGAUGACAGACAACAGAUGAUAAGAGGAGGGCGACCAGGCAUGGACCAGCCUGGUGGAAGCAUGCUGAGAGGUGAAAGCCAAAGAGCGGGAGGAGGCACACCUCUCCCUCCCCCUCCUGCUCCCCCGGCAGGGAUGGGUUUUGACACAGCUGACCAGAUGCCAAGCGGUUCCUUUGGCAAAAAGGGAAGUGAUAAGGGAGACAACAAAAUGAAUCGUUUUGAUUCUAAUGCUGGUAGUUUUGGAGGUAGCUCAUCCAAUUUCGGAGGUCACCCUGGUGGCAAUGCGUCUAACCAAGGUGGUAUGUUUGGUAAUAACCGAAAUAUGGGUGGGAUGGGGAAUCGAAAUGAUAGGAGAAGAGAUAUGGGGAAUGUAGGCGGUCCCAGAGAUGACUAUGGAGAUAUGAAGAGAAUGAGGAGAUUUUAAGCUAGUGUUUAUUCGCAUCAUGAAAACGCAUGGAAAAUAUAGUGAUUUGACUUAUGAUCUGAUUUUAUCCAUGGAUUGUUGUAAAGUGCUGGAUUUACAGAUAUUUUAGCACUAUACUUCGGAGAAUUUAAAGUUCAUAACUCUGAAGAAGAAAUCUGUUAUUGCUUAUUUUCUAAAAUAAAAAAAAAAUAUUUUAUCCUGUAGAUAGCUAUUUUUAUAUGGAAGAGGAAUACUUUUAGCCAUUUCUAAGCCAUAGAAAAUAGAACUACAUAUUACUUUGCUUUUGACUUGAAAGCAAACUUUAACAUAGUACAUGUUGUGUAUUAAAUGAAAGCAAAAAAUCGUGUCAUGUAUUUCUUGAUAAUUGAUGUCAUUAUUUGUAAUUCAUUGUAUCAUACACUAAUAAAGAUUUGAGUCUAUAUAA
Molecule: messenger RNA, 2118 nt
Organism: Saccostrea echinata
Lineage: Eukaryota; Metazoa; Mollusca; Bivalvia; Ostreida; Ostreidae
Product: non-POU domain-containing octamer-binding protein-like
Exons: 8
Coding region: 33-1694 (553 amino acids)
Biological process (GO): regulation of DNA-templated transcription
Cellular component (GO): nucleus
Molecular function (GO): RNA binding
Source: RefSeq, a predicted model, not a curated record